This is a messenger RNA of Myodes glareolus (Bank vole), 1549 nucleotides long. It is a transcript of the gene Ube2d4, whose product is annotated as ubiquitin conjugating enzyme E2 D4. The record is from RefSeq and is a predicted model, not a curated record. NCBI's taxonomy places the organism in Eukaryota, Metazoa, Chordata, Mammalia, Rodentia, Cricetidae.
UGAAACGGAUCCAGAAGGAACUGACUGACUUACAGAGGGAUCCGCCCGCUCAGUGUUCUGCAGGACCUGUAGGUGAUGACUAUGGAGCCUGAAGUGUCGGAAAUCAUUCUCUACUGAGUCAGAAGGAAGACAGCUUGUCCCAGAUGAGACGUGGGAUACUGUGCAAACGGUACACAGCUAGCUGAAGAGGACCGGACCUGUGAGCACACUGGCGGGGCUGUGGCAGCUGCUGUGUGCCUCGGCCAAGAGAUGACAGUACUCUGCGCUUCUCCACAGGAGACUAGAGAAGCAGCUCUAGCCAGACCUCUGCCGCCCUCACAGCAGGCUGGUUGUGGGCUGUUGGGUCUCUGGACAGUCGUCUGUACAAGGCCAGCACAGUGACAGGAGAACUGUUAUUCCACUGGCAGGCUACCAUCAUGGGCCCGAAUGACAGUCCUUACCAAGGAGGUGUUUUUUUCCUGACCAUCCACUUCCCUACAGAUUAUCCUUUCAAGCCCCCAAAGGUUGCUUUCACUACCAAAAUCUAUCACCCUAAUAUAAACAGCAAUGGCAGCAUCUGCCUGGACAUCCUGAGGUCACAGUGGUCCCCAGCAUUGACUGUGUCCAAAGUUCUCUUGUCCAUCUGUUCUCUUCUCUGCGACCCCAACCCUGAUGACCCACUGGUGCCAGAAAUAGCCCACACCUACAAGGCCGACAGAGAGAAAUACAACAGACUAGCAAGAGAGUGGACACAGAAAUACGCUAUGUAAGUGUCUCGAAGGCUCCAUGGGAGACACUGGCCAAGAGAAGCUUGCCAGGCAGAGUGGCCUUCCUGUGAAGCUCUGAGCUAUUGGUUCUGUUCACACACGUGUUGGCCACUCACUUCCUCUGGCUGCAGCAUGUUGGUGGUGCCACUUUCAGCCAUUGUGGCCUUGCCAGUAUCACACCUUUGAUGCCAAAUCAGCAACCAUCAUUAUGAUCUACAGUCUUCCUGGUUACACUAGAAUUGGUCUAUGCCCCAACUUGUCUGCUUGUCUCUGGGGAAUCAAGCCAUGCAUGCCUCCCCUACUUGUCCUCAAAUGGUGCCACUAGUCACUAUGGCACUACACAGGGGCCCAGUCUGUUCCCUAACCACAUGACCUUUGCCUUUAGAACACAGUGCUGUCCUGAGGGCCCAGGGCAGACUGGGCUUUCUUCACACUCUGUCUGCCACAGAACCAUGUCCUCAGGAGUCUGAGUGCAUCCUGGAGGCUCCUGGGAAUUGGAAGAGCAUCCCGUUAGAGUGCUUCUGCUGUCUUCCACCUCUGCCCUCUGUAGUGCUAUAUGCUGCAUUCCUCUCCUCACACCCACAGCAAGUGGGAAACAUCAGGAUGUAUAAAGCAUGUAACACCCCAGAAGGAGGAUGACGUCAGACAUAGAGGUGGGGUUAAGCUUUUGUAUGUGGUGAGGCUUUCCCCACUCUUCUCUCACUGGGAACUUAGCAUGAAGUUCAAGCAUAAGCCGUUCACAGACUGGAACACAUGGAAGGAGAGGGACUUCAAAUGCAAAUAAAAACGAAAUUCCUUCAGAA